Molecule: messenger RNA, 1593 nt
Organism: Fusarium venenatum
Lineage: Eukaryota; Fungi; Ascomycota; Sordariomycetes; Hypocreales; Nectriaceae
Source: RefSeq, a predicted model, not a curated record
AUGUUACCCAUUAUAGUUAUCCUCGUAGGGAGUCUUCUCUACCUCCUGUUCUAUUACAAUAAGAAACGACACAACCUGCCACCUGGACCCAAACCCCUCCCUAUCAUCGGAAAUAUCAGAGACUUGCCCCCGAAGGGAGUACCUGCAUUCAGGCAUUGGCUCAAACAUAAAGAUACAUAUGGUCCCAUGAGCAGCGUCAGCGUCCUAGGACAACCUCUCAUCCUUAUUCAUGACCGCGAGGCAGCGCAUCAACUCUUCGAGAAGUCAUCGGGUAAAACCUCGGGACGCCCAUCAGCAAACUUCGGAGGUAGAUUGUGUGGUUACGAAAGGAUUUUAAGUCUUCAGCAAUAUGGCGAUACCUUCAAGCGUCAUCGCAAGAUGAUACACCGGCAGAUGGGCACGAGGGCGGGAGCUGCAAAGUUUCGCGAAAUCCAAGAUGUAGAAUCACAUCGAUUUCUGUUGCGCUCUCUUGAUGACCCUGGUAACCUGAUGGAACAUAUAAGGAAGGAAGCGGGUGCUGUGAUUCUAAAGAUGACAUAUGGUUAUUCUAUCGAACCACAUAAAUCUGAUCCUUUAGUGCGUUUGGUCGAGUUCAUGGUGGAAGGCAUUAGUAUCGUGGUUGUCCCAAUGAAAUUCGUGGUAGACUUUUUCCCAUUGCUUGAGUACCUCCCGGAAUGCCUCCCAGGUAUGUCGUUCAAAGGCCGAGCCCGCCAAUGGAGAAAUAUACUGGACACGACUAUCGACGCUCCUUACCAGUUUGUUCGACAACAAAUGGCCAAGGGAAUCCAGUACGAAUCAUAUGUAUCCUCCGUGUUGACACAAGACAAGCUGAACAACAGCGGAACCGGCAAAUUGGACGAGACCUACGAAGAUGAUGUGAAGUGCACGGCUGCGAUAAUGUAUGCUGGUGGGGCGGAUACGACAGUGUCGACUAUUCAGAGCUUUAUCUUGGCAAUGACGGUCUACCCAGAAGUCCUCAAGAAAGCCCAAGCUGAGAUCGACAGUGUUAUUGGUCCCGAUAGACUGCCUGGAUUCGAAGAUCGACAGAACUUGCCAUAUAUCAAUGGCAUGGUCAAGGAGUCACUCCGAUGGAUGCCGGCCGUGCCAAUGGGUGCAGCCCACAAGGCCGACGAUGACAUCUACUUUCGGGACCUAUACAUUCCAAAGGGGUCAUUCCUACUACCGAACAUAUGGUGGUUCUUGCACAACCCAGAAAUCUAUGAAGACCCGGAACGCUAUGACCCUGAACGGUACCUCGAACCCCGAAAUGAGCCGGAUCCCGACAACAACGCUUACGGAUAUGGUCGUCGGAUCUGUCCUGGUCGACUACUAGCUGAUGAGAGUCUUUUUAUUGUCAUCGCACGCGUAGUAGCAGCAUUCGACAUCGAGAAGGAUGUGGACGAACGAGGAAACAUCAUCGAGCCCAAGGUAGAGUUCACGACUGAGGGUGCGUUGAGUCGCCCUGUCGACUACCCUUACAGGAUCAAGCCAAGGAAUGCAAAGUGCGUGGACCUGAUCAGAGCUGUGGAGAGGGAGCAUCCAUGGGACGAGGGUGAUGCUAGUCUUCUUCCUCGGGAUAUGACUAUGGUAUGA